Messenger RNA from Aspergillus tubingensis, 3126 nucleotides. RefSeq names its product cyclin domain protein F-box protein. NCBI's taxonomy places the organism in Eukaryota, Fungi, Ascomycota, Eurotiomycetes, Eurotiales, Aspergillaceae. Bases 1 to 3126 code for a protein of 1041 amino acids. The record is from RefSeq and is a predicted model, not a curated record. The transcript is spliced from 7 exons.
AUGACCUCUAACCUCCGUUGGUUUCAUUGUUCGCCCGAGCUGAUUAUUGCCGUGUGGCAAACAGUCAGACGUCACGCAUUUUGGGCCCCGGCUACAAUCAGUGGUAUAGGUUACCUCGACCCCAAUGAUAGAGUUAUCGCCACGCCUGAACCAGAAGCUUCUAUCACAGACCGACAUGCCCAACGUGAAGAAUAUGUCAAAUUCCUUGACAUUGAUGGACACUGGUCUUUCAUCCUUCAUGCCGGCUGCUGGGAUAUCAUUCUCCAAAGCACACCGCGAAAGGAAUCGAACGUUACAAGAAUUUGUACUACCUUACACGCUAUACUCUACUGUUCCGUGUGGAAAGGUACUUGGAUUGAAGACUCGGAGCAUGGCUCUGAGGGCGCAGCCCACUUUCAGCGACAAUUUGACAGCCCCGUGGCGGAUAUUAUCCGCAGUCAACAUGCUUAUCUCUUGGUUAACCCCUCUCACUUACUUAGUGUGGAAAGCUUGUUCCUUCCAGGGCGCGAACAUGAUAGGUUCCCUUGUACUAUCAGUGUCCCCAGCACCAUUGGUGCCGACAGUGAUAGGUUUUCCACUCUCCCAACUGAAAUGAUACAUCAUAUUGCCAGCUACCUAUCCUCAAAAUCAGUGGGAGACCUGAGAUUGGCCUCUCCUUGGGUAGCUGCCAAAACUUGUGUCAUGUCCCUGCCACAAGGCUUUUGGUGGAGCCGCUUUUGCCCCGGUUUUGAGAUGAACUUUGCGUUGCCAAUACUGACUGGACCAGUGUCAAAUUGGCGUCGAGCUUACUUCGCAAUCAAAGCGGCACUGCAUCUUCCGGAAAAUUGGGGCCUCAAAAAUCGUCGUCGGAUAUGGAAUCUUAUCUCCAAACAUGCAGGUUUGCUCCAGCAUCACACUGUUGAAAGUGGAAUUCUUGUCCGUGGUGCCUUCUAUCCUGGCGAUUCAAAUACUCUACCGCGUGUGCAGCGGCAUUCAACAAAAUUCAUUACAACGGAAGAGAAGACUGAUCAAUAUACUUAUAACCUUCUAGUAUCUGGAGGCAGAACCAUACGUGAGAUGGAAUUAGCGUUACCCACUGGGAACGGACAGAUCGACCGAGCAGAGGUUUUUCUGGUAACCUUUGGUUCCCGAGAAUACAUAGCCGGCCUGCGUUUCACACUCACAGACACUUAUACUGGUCAGGAGCAAACGCGCCUUCUUGGUUAUACCGGUCAGAAGAAGCAGCCUUUUGUCAUGUUUCCUUCAUCGCAAGACGUUGUAGGUUUUGGCGUGGCAAUAUGUGCAGGAGGCAUUGUCGGCUUGAGAUUACUCUUGAGGCGCGGCACGCUCACUUGCUGGACAAGAUGGAUUGGGAACACAGAAUCCAAGGAGGCGCAUAUUUCAUACGCACAUUUGGUUCCGGAGAGGCCUGUCGAAGAACUUCAUGUUCUAGCAGCCUUUGACGCAUUCAAAAUGGUCGGAAUGGGAAUCGACGACAGCCCAUCCUGUUCUCCACCUAGCCAGCCACCGCAGCUCGAGACAAUAUGGACACCAUGUCCCCCACGAGCUGGACCGCGCUUAUUGCCUGGGCUUCAGGCUCUUUCUUCCCAAGUUUUUAAUCGUUUCCUGAACAUUGAAUUUGGCGGUUUAAGCUUCUACUUUGUUGGACUGGAACCAUUGCACUUCGGCCGUCAAGGAAUGAUAGAAAUGUCAUUCCUCAUCGAUGGACCCAAAGGAGAGAGAAUACAGGGCGUUGCAUACGACCGAAGAUCGGACGUUGUCGUCGCACUUAGGAUGCUCACUAACUUUGGAGGCGACAUAACAUUCGUAGCUAAUCGACUCAUCGGUCCGUACAGUGCGGACUGCCCCCAUCCAGACGAUCCGGACUGGCAAGACAAGCUUGACCAUAUGAGUAAUGUAAUAAGGGCACCUAGAGGAGAAGUUAUUGUUGGCUUCACUUCUGUUCUUGAAGACGCCGGUGAUUCGUUCCAGACAUUCGGAUUACAAUGUGAAACGGCGAAUGCCGUAGAAUUGCAUCAGCCACAACUUUUGGGGACCGACAAGCAUCAGAUGCCAAAGCUUGAGGGGAAGAGAAUAGACGACAUAAGUGAUUAUGUCGAACGCCGAUGUUGUGACUACACUACUGCCUCCCUAGAUGGCAUCGUCAGAUUACGAUUUUCCUGUGGACAAGACGGUCGUCCCAGACGGUCAGAUGAGAUCUCUGGCUUAUGGCUAGAAUAUAGUGCCGCUCGUCCCGUUAUUCUGGGGCAGUGGAUCACUGAGGUUGGUACAAUUACUUUGCCGGAAAAUGAGCCGAUAACGGAAAUUCGACUUUGGCUUAGGGGAGCUACAAGAUUUUUCAAUUACUCACGGCCCGUUGGUCGUGUGAUGCAAAUUGGAAUAUCGACUCAUACUCAAUCUUUCGUGUGGCCACCGACUCGGCCCUCUGACGAGGGUGGAAUAGUCUGCUUGACCUUCCAGAGCAGUUACUUGGAGAAGUUGUCCUUGCUUAUGUGGGUAAUGAUUGAUACCUGGGAUUUAAUCUUUCCCAUUAUGGCCCCUUUAUCGCGAGCCCGUCAUUUGACGUGUUGGAGCGGCGGCUUGUUCAGAGAAACAAAAUACCCAUGGGAGGAACCUCACAAGGUACUAUGGACACUCGGAAACGGCACCGACCGGUUAAUUUCAAUUACCCCAUUUCAAACCCACUCGAUGUGGAAAGGAAUCUCAGGAUUGAGGUUCACUUACGAGUCUGGGCGAAUUAUUGAUGCCGGCACUGCCACCACCAGUGAUCCUACGUUACCCGGAAUCACGUUUGAAAAGGAAGACCGCCUUUGCAAGGCUGUUAUCCGUAAAGGCAACGAAGAUUUCGUCGGCAUAUAUUUCUCCUUCAAAAGCUCGAUAACUGGUCAAGUCACUACACGAUCCUUCGAUAAUUAUAAGAACUUUGAGGAUCUAGUAAACGAUGGCGAGAUUUCUCGGUACGUUAUUGAUAUUGACCAGAGACACUACAACUUCGACGAUGGAUGGAAAACGCUUCAUACACUACCUUCGCAGAUUCCAGAUGGUGAAAUAGUAGGUCUUUGCGUUUCCGAUGUUGGAAGGGAUUUGAAUAUAGGGCCAGUUUUGCUGCAGGAGAAUUCCGUUUGA